Molecule: messenger RNA, 2391 nt
Organism: Brassica oleracea var. oleracea
Lineage: Eukaryota; Viridiplantae; Streptophyta; Magnoliopsida; Brassicales; Brassicaceae
Exons: 5
Coding region: 1-2391 (796 amino acids)
Molecular function (GO): nucleic acid binding; RNA-DNA hybrid ribonuclease activity
Source: RefSeq, a predicted model, not a curated record
AUGUAUGUCGUCAAUGAGAACAACGUGCCGGUUUCAACUCUCGUAGUCUGCGGAGAAGGAUGGAACAAGUGGGUAAGGGAGCUCGAUUCGUCCGACAAACCAGUCGACGCCAUUUGCUCAACCCAGACUACAACAGCAGCAGGUUCAGCGGCAGGACCUUCCAGAACCAUCGAUCUCACCAAACAUUGCAAGUAUCACGACGUCAAAUGGCACGAUACGACAGAGUGCAAGUCACUCUAUGCGCACUACCUCUCAUCCUUAGCAAGUGGCGACUUCAAGUUCGAACCCCUAAAGGCUAAGCCGGAGAACGGCAAGAGCUGGAGCAAGAAUAUAGAAAGGAGAGCCCAGCGCAAAGCUACAGGCAAAGGUCAACAUAGCGAAACUCAACAACGAGAUGACGAGGAGGAUGCUCCGAAGACUAACGGCGAGGCAGACUCCUCGGCCGACGAAGAGCAACCAGCUAACCGCAUACGCAUUGAGGUCGCGACUUCGCAGAGGUGGCCGACUAGGCUGCCAAAUCACCCUUCGAUAACCUUUUUGCCGGAUGACGCUGAGGGGAUUCACGUACCCCACAGCGACCCUCUUCUUGUAGUCCUUGGAAUUGGAGAGUACGACGUCACCAAGGUCCUCAUCGAUACAAGAAGCUCCGUAGACCUCAUCUUCCGAGGAACUCUGCAGAAGAUGGGAGUCGAUCUCGACGACAUCAAACCAUCCUCCAGAACAUUAACCGGCUUCAACGGAUCCUCCGAAACAAUAGUGGGAACAAUCCGCCUUCCGGAAGGCGAAGUACUCGAGUUACCUAUUGACGAUACCGAUCCAAGCCGGACCGCAAGGAUUAGUGCGUAUCUGUCUGAAGAUAUGCAGCAGUCAGUUCUCAACUUUCUCAAGGCGAAUGUGUCCACAUUCGCGUUGUCCAUGUCAGACAUGAAAGGAAUUGAUCCAGCCAUAACAACUCACGAACUAAACGUCGAUCCGACAGUCAAGCCUAUCCGACAGAAGCGACGCAAGCUCGGUCCCGAUAGGCCAAAGGCUGUAAACGAAGAGGUCGACCGGUUGCUCGGUGCUGGCUCAAUUUUUGUGGUGCGCUACCCCGAGUGCUAUCCUCUUCCCAACAUCGACCGUUUAGUCGAGUCCACGGUUGGAAACGAGAUGCUCACCUUCAUGGACACUUUCUCUGGGUACAACCAAAUCAUGAUGCACCCCGACGAUCGCGAAAAAACGGCAUUUAUCACGUAUAGAGGAACCUACUGCUAUAAGGUCAUGCCAUUUGGUUUAAAGAACGCAGGAGCAACCUACCAACGGCUUGUGAACAAAAUGUCCGCAGACAAGCUGGGCGUCACCAUGGAAGUAUACAUCGAUGAUAUGCUUGUCAAGUCGCUACACGCUGCUGAUCACCUCAGUCACUUGCAAGAUUGCUUCGAAACUCUCAACAAAUACGGCAUGAAACUGAACCCAGCAAAGUGCACGUUCGGGGUUUCCUCAGGCGAAGAAGUGCAACGGCUUACGGGUAGGAUAGCUGCACUCAACCGGUUCAUCUCCAGAUCCACCGACAAAUGCUUGCCAUUCUACGACCUCCUGCGAGGUAGCAAAAGGUUUAUCUGGGAUGAGAAAUGCAAGGAGGCAUUUAUCCAACUCAAGCAUUAUCUGACAACACCACCUGUUCUCGCCAAGCCAGAUAUCGGAGACGUUCUAUCUCUUUACGUCGCAGUGUCACAAGUAGCAGUCAGUAGCGUUCUAAUAAAAGAGGACCGUGGUGAGCAAAAGCCAAUCUUCUACACAAGCAGGCGCAUGACCGGACCAGAAACGCGAUACCCAACUCUGGAGAAAAUGGCACUGGCAGUCGUCGAAGCGGCGAGAAAGCUUCGCCCUUACUUUCAGUCACAUUCGGUUGAAGUAUUAACAGACCAGCCCCUCCGAACAAUACUUCAAAAUACAAACAGGUCCGGAAGACUAACGAAGUGGGCUAUCGAACUCGGUGAGCUUGAUAUCACUUACAAGAACAGAACCGCAACGAAAUCUCAGGUUCUCGCAGACUUCUUAAUCGAAUUGGCCCCGGAGUUAGAGCAAGAUCUCACACUUCCAAACCCAAACUGGACACUGCAUGUCGACGGAUCUUCGACUAACAAGGGCGCUGGUGCUGGAGUUCAACUGCAAUCCCCGACCGGCGAACUAAUCAGGCAUUCUUUUAGCUUCGGCUUUCCAGCCUCAAACAACGAAGCAGAAUACGAAUCUUUGAUCGCUGGACUCCGCUUAGCAAAAGCUAUCAAGACCAAACGCCUAAGCGCCUACUGCGACUCGCAGUUAUUCGCCCGUCAGUUUAGCGGCGAUUACGACGCCCGCAACGAUCGGAUGGACGCCUACCUCAAGAUAGUACAGGGUUUAGCCGCAUAG